AUGGAUAGCCCCACAGAAACCACAGAGAGCACUGCCGCGCAGCGUGCAUUGAUGAUACACGAGGUUGUGGGCCUGAUCGUCGAGCAUAUCUGGAAGAGUAUCGCAUGGAGCCGAGUGCAGUCCAGGGACAGGGAGAUCGCUCUCGCUCUCAAAAAGCCUGAAGAACUCGAUGGCAGCAGUGACCGUGUGGAAUGGAAAACAGGAACUCUUUUGAACUGCGCCCUUGUCAACAAGCUCUGGUCUUCAGAGUCAAUGCGCCAUCUCUGGAGCGUCUCGGAGAUGAGCCAUGUCAUUUGGAAGAAUAGCCUCCCUCUAGAAGGUUGGAAAUCUUGCCUCAUCGGGCGGUUCAGAAAGAUCGAACCUGCACGCCGACAGUAUUAUGCUGAUUUUAUCAGGUCCGGCUCAAAUUUGGACUUCUUUUUGAAUCCUCAUGGUGCAGACCUGUUGGAAGGCAUUGAACUCACAAAGGUGAACCAUUUUUUCUUGCUAAUGCCCCUGUUUGAACCCCCGGGCUGUUAUUAUCUGCCAUUUGUCAAGGUUCCCAAUCUAAUAGUUCACCCGGGUCUUUCGCAUUCCUGGGAUGCCGCUGCCUGUUCCAAGUUUCUCAAAGACGUUCUGGUCCACUUCCCCUCUUUGAAAACACUCCAACUGGUAAAGUGCAAGCAUCGUUACCCGGAUCCCCAGGAUAUUCUGGCUGACACUGCUCGAAAUCUUAAAGAGUUCGAAGGGAUUGAAGUCUUCAAAGUCUCCUACAACCAUGUAUUCUCGAGAGAUAUUUGCCAAUAUCAAAACAGCGAACCUCUGCCUUUUCUGCAUCUUGGCAGGAGUGAGGAGAAGGAGAAGGAGAAGAAGGAGGAGGAGGAGGAGGAGGAGGAGGAGAAGUAG
This is a messenger RNA of Aspergillus heteromorphus CBS 117.55, 885 nucleotides long. RefSeq lists its product as uncharacterized. The coding region runs from base 1 to 885 and encodes 294 amino acids. Lineage: Eukaryota; Fungi; Ascomycota; Eurotiomycetes; Eurotiales; Aspergillaceae. The record is from RefSeq and is a predicted model, not a curated record. The transcript is spliced from 2 exons.